This is a messenger RNA of Darwinula stevensoni, 657 nucleotides long. The record is from the annotation of a GenBank genome assembly. NCBI's taxonomy places the organism in Eukaryota, Metazoa, Arthropoda, Ostracoda, Podocopida, Darwinulidae.
AUGGGGACAUUUCUUCCUAAUAUAGAAGAGAGAGAUUUGGAGGGGAUCCUACUCUUUUGGGAGGAAACCCCACCAAGAUACAUGCUUGUGAUGAAGACGAAGAAGACGGCGCUUAGCAUGAAGAGCACGAGAAGGACGGUAAAGAAAAGGGUGGUGGCAAGGAAGGUGAAAGCUAAGGAAAACGCCCUGUGGAUAUCGGUUGAGAAUAUGCCUCAAAUAUAUGAGGAUCGUGACCCUUCCAAUGUGACGCAAAUCUCCUUUGAAGGGAAGGUUGCUGUGGGUUUCACGCACCACACAGCACUCAUAUUGUGGGAAUUGGACCGACAAUUGACAGGAUUGCCUCCCCUCAGUCCGAAUAAAUAUGAGUUGUUGAAAGAAGCCGAUGUCAGAAUCACCAUUGAUUUCAACCUCGACUACCGCCGUCGUUUCCUGUCCUGUCGUUUCCUAGCGGCAAUGAACGGAGAAAUGGGUCGAAUUGAGUUUUUGGGCAAGUUCUUCAACUGUUACAGCAGGAUCUUCUUCAAGUGUGGCUAUCUGCAGGUUAUCAUCGAACUCAACAGGUCGGCCAAGUCGACCACCCCAAGUCUCGGUUAUUCCUAUGACAUCGAAACCGUUGUCCAGUGCCCGCCCCCUGAGCUCGUCUAUUUUAUUACGUAA